This is a messenger RNA of Rhinopithecus roxellana (golden snub-nosed monkey), 2748 nucleotides long. It is a transcript of the gene DPF2, whose product is annotated as double PHD fingers 2. Gene Ontology annotation, biological process: nervous system development. NCBI's taxonomy places the organism in Eukaryota, Metazoa, Chordata, Mammalia, Primates, Cercopithecidae. The record is from RefSeq and is a predicted model, not a curated record. Gene Ontology annotation, cellular component: nBAF complex. Bases 315 to 1532 code for a protein of 405 amino acids. The transcript is spliced from 12 exons.
GAAGUGCUGGGAUUACAGGCGUGAGCCACCGCGCCCGGCCCCGCCUCCUGCUCCUCUAAAUAGAAGAGGCGGGCCUCGAACUGAAGUUCCGGGACGCACGCCAGUCUCCGGUUGCGCCUGCAAGUCGGGCUCCCGUGGGGUCCUACCCGGCCCCCGGGAACAGGCGUAAAGCUCUUUCUUCGGUGCUCGCUCUCGUGCGCGCGCCCGGACGGCGCCUGCGCAGAGGGCGAGGAACCUGGUACCCCGGUGCGGUCCCGGAGCCUGCGCGCUGCGGACUUUGGGGCCUCCCGGCCCGAGGGAGAGGAGCAGGGAAGAUGGCGGCUGUGGUGGAGAAUGUAGUGAAGCUCCUUGGGGAGCAGUACUACAAAGAUGCCAUGGAGCAAUGCCACAAUUACAAUGCUCGCCUGUGUGCUGAGCGCAGCGUGCGCUUGCCUUUCUUGGACUCACAGACUGGAGUAGCCCAGAGCAAUUGUUACAUCUGGAUGGAAAAGCGACACCGAGGUCCAGGAUUGGCCUCUGGACAGCUGUACUCCUACCCCGCCCGGCGCUGGCGGAAAAAGCGGCGAGCCCAUCCCCCUGAGGAUCCACGACUUUCCUUCCCAUCUAUUAAGCCAGACACAGACCAAACCCUGAAGAAGGAGGGGCUGAUCUCUCAGGAUGGCAGUAGUUUAGAGGCUCUGUUGCGCACUGACCCCCUGGAGAAGCGAGGCGCCCCGGAUCCCCGAGUUGAUGAUGACAGCCUGGGCGAGUUUCCUGUGACCAACAGUCGAGCACGAAAGCGGAUCCUAGAACCAGAUGACUUCCUGGAUGACCUCGAUGAUGAAGACUAUGAAGAAGAUACUCCCAAGCGUCGGGGAAAGGGGAAAUCCAAGGGUAAGGGUGUGGGCAGUGCCCGUAAGAAGCUGGAUGCUUCCAUCCUGGAGGACCGGGAUAAACCGUAUGCCUGUGACAAUAGUUUCAAACAAAAGCAUACCUCGAAAGCGCCCCAGAGAGUUUGUGGAAAACGUUACAAGAACCGACCAGGCCUCAGUUACCACUAUGCCCACUCCCACUUGGCUGAGGAGGAGGGCGAGGACAAGGAAGACUCCCAGCCACCCACUCCUGUUUCCCAGAGGUCUGAGGAGCAGAAAUCCAAAAAGGGUCCUGAUGGAUUGGCCUUGCCCAACAACUACUGUGACUUCUGCCUGGGGGACUCAAAGAUUAACAAGAAGACGGGACAACCCGAGGAGCUGGUGUCCUGUUCUGACUGUGGCCGCUCAGGGCAUCCAUCUUGCCUCCAGUUUACCCCCGUGAUGAUGGCAGCAGUGAAGACAUACCGCUGGCAGUGCAUCGAGUGCAAAUGUUGCAACAUCUGUGGCACCUCUGAGAAUGACGACCAGCUGCUCUUCUGUGAUGACUGCGAUCGUGGCUACCACAUGUACUGUCUCACCCCGUCCAUGUCUGAGCCCCCCGAAGGAAGUUGGAGCUGCCAUCUAUGUCUGGACCUGUUGAAGGAGAAAGCUUCCAUCUACCAGAACCAGAACUCCUCUUGAUGUGGCCACCCCCGUGCUCCCCGACAUAUCUAAGGCUGUUUCUCUCCUCCACUUCGUAUUUCAUACCCAUCUUUCCCUUCUUCCUCCUCUCCUUCACAAGUCCAGAGAACCUUGGGGUGGUUGUGCCAGCCUGCCUUUGGCAGCUGCAAGCUGAGGUGGCAGCUCUGACCACCUCUGGCCCCAGGCCCUCAGGGAGAAAGGAGCAACACACUGCCCCUAGGCGUACGUGUGGCCCAGUUUCUCUCUGCUCUCCAUUAAGUGCAUUCACUCUGCUUGCCUUGGGCCCAGGCCCUGGUGAUCACAGGGUUCAAACAGUGUCCUCCUAAAAAGAGUGGGAGAGCAGCUCACUUCUCUCUGUUCUUCCUCCACUCUGGUCUCCAGAGUUUUCCCAUCCCCCAGAGGCAAGCCAGGCCAGGGAGCUAGGAGCAAGCAAGCUGAGGCCACGUCCACAAGGAGCUUUCCAUGCCCCUGUGCCGCAUAGCCUCACCUCUUUCCUCCAGAGUGGCUAUCUGUGGCCCUCUGUUCCUGCUACAGAGGGUUCUUUGCUGGAGUCAGGAUGUUCUCAGUCACCCUCCUGGCUCUGCCCUGUCCCACUCCACCCUACCCCAGGGGGAACAGCAGCUUCACCUUGUUACUCCCAGUGCUCUCUUGGCUCACUCUUAUGGGCGGUCUCCAGUGACUGAAGCAUUCCCUACCCUUGGAAUUUCUCAUCUUCUGCCUCCCUUCUUAUUCCUUUUGGUUUUGUGGGGAGAGAAGGAUCAGGGGGCCAGGCCAGCAGCUCGGGGGCUACAGGGAGAUGGAUAAUGUGCCUGUUUUUUAACACGACAAAAAAGCCUACCUCCAAAAUCCCCUUUUUGUUCUUCCUGGACCUGGGCAUUCAGCCUCCUGCUCUUAACUGAAUUGGGAGCCUCUGCCACCUGCCCCGUGUAUGCUGGUUCUCAGCUCAUGGGGAAGCCACAUAGACAUCCCUUUCUUCCCUUGCACGCUCGCUAGCAGCUGGUAAGGUCUUCACACCCUGAUUCCUCAAGUUUUCUGCUUAGUGGCACUGACAUUAAGUAGUGGAGGGACAGUCCAUGCCAGGACACCCUGGAGUAGCCUUCCCCGUUGGCCGCGGGCAGGCCCUAACUCACUGUCGCUUUGGAGUUGAGGUGUCUCUUUUUUCUUUCUUUAGUUCCUGUAUUCUAAACAUUAGUAAAAAUAAAUGUUUUUACACAGA